Molecule: messenger RNA, 420 nt
Organism: Colletotrichum spaethianum
Lineage: Eukaryota; Fungi; Ascomycota; Sordariomycetes; Glomerellales; Glomerellaceae
Exons: 2
Coding region: 1-420 (139 amino acids)
Source: RefSeq, a predicted model, not a curated record
AUGGGCUUCUUGAAAGAUCCGCCGGUCCUUGACCGCUGGGACUGCCACGACUUUGACGGUGACCCUGGACCGCAACGCCUUGACAAAAACAUGGACUUCGCCGAUGGCGAGAGGCUACUCUCCACAUCCCAUUGGGCCGCCACAAUCCCGAUUAUUCGACAGCCAAGCUACAAGGCAGUAGGACAGUCCACUAUCUCUGUACACGGCGAACCCAUUGCAAGCGUCGAAGACCUGGACGCCGCAAACAUGGAUCGUCAUAUUCCAGACGUUCUCUCGUCUAGCUAUGGUAUGAUCCCAGAAGCGCUUUCUGACUUUGAAAUGGCGUUCUUGGAUGCACCCAUUUCCUGCCUCAACUUCCCAACGCCUCGGCGCUCGAGAGGACCUGACGGCAUCAUGAAGACUUUGUCGGCUGCUGUCUAA